Messenger RNA from Colletotrichum truncatum, 852 nucleotides. The record is from RefSeq and is a predicted model, not a curated record. NCBI's taxonomy places the organism in Eukaryota, Fungi, Ascomycota, Sordariomycetes, Glomerellales, Glomerellaceae.
AUGGGACAAGGACGACAAGUACAUACCACCAUCAAGUACUUCGAUGACCCUGGCGUGCCUCUUGUACCGAUGAUCAUCGGCGGACCUGAGCCAGGAAAACCUCAGCCUAAAGUCGCAAUCGAUACCACAAUCACCGACAUAACUGGCAGGGAAGAUGAGUUCACGCUUGAUGUUCAAGGGUUUCACUAUGUGAAACAUCAGAGUCAAGUAAGCUCCUGGGAUGACGAUGAGGAGAUUAAACGCGUCAAUUAUCCAGAAAUGGAGAAGCUUUGCUGGAAAGUUUUAUCAGAGACUGAGAAUCUCCCUAAACCUUCGGAAGUGCAUAUCAUGACGCACAUCAUCCGCCGUGGCCCUAAAGAUGGAGAGGGACCCAAAGGCCCAGCACCGCUGUACGGUGUGCACGUGGAUCAGUCAUUUAAAGCCGCUGAAGGAGUUGCCCAACGGUGGUUAGGCGAGCGAGCUUCAGAACUGCUCAAGAAGCCACGCUACCAAAUCAUUAAUGCAAGUAUGUGGCGGCCAAUUCGUCCCAUUAGCCGGGACCCUUUCGCAGUUUCUGACGCUCGUUCAAUUCCAGAUUCGGAUCUAGUGUUUGUACCUGUGCGCUUCCCAGACCACGACACCGAAGCUGUUGAGGUGCGACCGCCGACAAAUUCACCUCACAAGUGGUACUUUAAGGAUAAGCAACAGCCCGAUGACGUUCUCUUUUUCAAGCAAGUGGACUCGAGCACGAAGCCGGGGGUUCCCAGGAGAGUACCUCACUGCGCUUUCAAGGACAGCGACCUUCCAGACGGGGCUGGUGAGCCAAGGGCGAGCAUUGAAGUCAGGGCAUUUGUUUUUUACGAUGAAGAGUGA